ACAUGUGAAAGGCGAAUUUCAAGAGUCAGUAUUAUUCACACGUGUUGCAAUACGUUCAAAGCUACUUUGCAGUUUAGUAAUUUAUUAACAAAUGGCGGACACUCAACAAACGAUUGUGGAGGGCGUCGAUGCACUCACUCUAAAUGGCAAACUAGAAACAGAGGCAACUGCAACUGCUGCUGCUGCCAGCGAGGAAACAGCUACAACAACAGCAAAUGUGGAAGAUGUUGUCGAUCCAUGGAAUGUGGCCAGUUCCAACGAUGCAGGCAUCGACUACGAUAAGCUAAUAAAACGCUUUGGCUCGACCAAAAUCGAUGAGGAACUUAUCGCACGAUUUGUGAAAAUCACGGGCAAGCCAGCUCAUCACCUUAUCAGGCGAGGCAUAUUCUUUUCGCAUCGCGAUCUGCACACAAUUCUCACGCUAUGCGAACAGGGCAAACCGUUCUAUUUAUAUACGGGUCGUGGUCCCAGUUCGGAAUCCUUGCAUAUUGGCCACUUGGUGCCGUUUAUGAUCGCCAAAUGGUUGCAGGAGACUUUCGAUGUGCCCUUGAUAAUUCAGCUCACUGAUGAUGAGAAGUCCUUGUGGAAGGAUCUGAAAAUCGAAGAGGCCAUUAAAUUGGCGCGCGAGAAUGCCAAGGAUAUUAUCGCCGUGGGCUUUGACGUGGACAAGACUUUUAUUUUCAAUAAUCUGGAAUUUAUGGGCAAAUGUCCUGCCAUGUAUCAGAAUAUUAUAAGGAUUCAGAAGUGCGUCACCUUCAAUCAAGUCAAGGGAAUUUUCGGCUUUGGUGAUUCUGAUAUUAUUGGCAAGAUUGGAUUUCCAGCAGCGCAGGCAGCGCCGGCUUUGUCGAGCACAUUUCCAUUCAUCUUUGGCAAUCGGAAGCUGCACUGUCUGAUUCCGUGCGCCAUUGAUCAAGAUCCAUAUUUCCGCAUGACACGCGAUGUGGCGCCUCGCUUGGGCUUCCCCAAGUGUGCGCUCCUGCACUCCACCUUCUUUCCGGCCUUGCAGGGAGCCAAAUCGAAAAUGUCGGCUAGUGAAACGAAUUCCGCUGUGUUCCUAACCGAUACACCCAAACAGAUCAAGAAUAAAAUCAAUAAAUAUGCAUUUUCUGGUGGACGCACUACAGUGGAGGAGCAUCGUCAACUAGGUGGCAUUCCAGACAUCGAUGUCGCCUAUCAGCUGCUGAAGUUCUUCUUGGAGGACGACGACAAACUGGAGGAGGUGCGCUUGGCCUACAGCAAAGGCGAAAUGCUAACUGGCGAGAUCAAAAAGUUAGCCAUUGAGACUGUCACGCCCAUUGUGGUGGCGCAUCAGGCAGCACGUAAACUGAUUACAGAAGAGGUGCUCGACAAAUACUUUGAGAUCAGAGCUCUAAAGUUCAGCAGCUAGACGUAAAUAAGGAUUCAACUAUU
Drosophila grimshawi is the source of this 1410-nucleotide messenger RNA. RefSeq names its product tryptophan--tRNA ligase, cytoplasmic (gene TrpRS). Gene Ontology annotation, molecular function: tryptophan-tRNA ligase activity; ATP binding. Gene Ontology annotation, cellular component: cytoplasm. The record is from RefSeq and is a predicted model, not a curated record. Gene Ontology annotation, biological process: tryptophanyl-tRNA aminoacylation. NCBI's taxonomy places the organism in Eukaryota, Metazoa, Arthropoda, Insecta, Diptera, Drosophilidae. The coding region runs from base 92 to 1387 and encodes 431 amino acids. The transcript has 4 exons.